GUUGGCUAAUGGCGUAUAAAGAGUACCUGUAUUCUACAGUUACGGCUUGUAAUAUAAGGAAAGAAGGCUGUAGGACUAUAACUGUUCUUUGCAACAGCCAUACUAAAAUCGUGUCUAUUUUUUUUUUUCUGCCGGAUAUGAGUUUAAGUCUCCUGUUGUCUCUAUAUCUGUGUGUUUGGAGUGGAAACAGUCUGAAAUAGGGCAGCCCAGCACAACCCAUUUUGCAUUCAUCUCCCCUUCCACUAUGAAGAGAAUGGACAAGGGAGGAGUUCCUAAGAAAACCUGCCUCACAGGUGGAUGCUUUUCAAUGUAGUUUUUUCACCCCCUCUCUUUGUUCUUAUUAACCAGUCUCAAUAUCAAUUGUGUUGGGAUUCAGGGAACAUAAGCAAGGACAAUAGAGAAACCAAGGGCAUUUUGAAAUUCAUCAGGGGAGGUGAAAGCCCUCCGGUUUCGCAUUACAAAGCGACUGUGUAGAUAUAAUCGGGGAAACACCUGAGACAGGACAGGAGCUGAGAAGUAAAAAGCUUUUGUCUCAUUGCUACUGGGCUGAGACUUCAUUGAACCUUGCGUGUAUAUUAGCUCUCCAAGAUGAGUGGAGCUCUCCGGCGGCGCCUCGUGUCCAAGGAUGGGCACAGCAAUGUGCGGAUUGACAACGUGGAGGGCAUGGUGAAGCUCUACUUGCACGACAUUUGGACAACAGUGGUGGACAUGAAGUGGCGAUACAAGCUCACCCUCUUUGUUUCUACCUUCUUGGGCACCUGGUUCAUUUUCGGAGUCCUAUUCUACCUCAUUGCCAUGAGCAAUGGAGAUUUGGGGCAGGCACCUGAGUCCAACCACACGCCUUGUGUGAUGAAUGUGGCGACUCUGACCGGGGCGUACCUUUUCUCCCUGGAGUCUCAGACCACCAUUGGUUACGGCUUCCGCCACAUCUCCGAGGAAUGCCCUCUUGCCAUCUUUACUCUGGUGGUACAGUUGGUCUUCACAGGUCUUGCUGAAAUCUUUGUGACCGCUGCCUUCUUGGCCAAGCUGGCCCGGCCCAAGAAGCGGGCAGAGACCAUCCUGUUCAGCCAAUCGGCAGUUGUCUGCAGGCACCAGGGAAAGCUAUGCUUGAUGGUGCGGGUGGCCAAUAUGAGGAAGAGCCUUCUGAUCCAGUGCCAGUUGUCUGGGAAUCUCUUCUCUCCUUAUGUAACCGAGGAAGGAGAGAAGAUCCUACUUCACCAAGAGUCUGUGGACUUUCAGCUGGACUCCAGCCAGGAGUGUCCUUUCCUCCUUCUGCCACUUACGUUCUACCAUAUGCUGGACGAGAGUAGCCCUCUGGUCAACUUAACAGCUGAGAGCCUGAAGACCAGAGACUUUGAGCUGGUGGUAACCCUCAAUGCAACCAUGGAGUCCACCGCCUCCACCUGCCAGAGCCGCACUUCCUACCUUCCUCAGGAAGUUCGCUGGGGUUACGAGUUUAUACCCCUGCUGUUUAGCGCACCUGGGGGUGGGUACAUUACAGACUUUGACUACUUCGAUAAGAUCCAGGAGAGCAGUGACUCCUCACUGCUUCAGAAGUCAGUGACAGAAAAGCUCCAGCUGGAGGAAGAGUACAGGAAAGAGUGAAAUGAUGGAGGAAGCAUGGGUAAAAUGGACACGGUCAAGCAUUGCCAAGUGGAGGUUUAAAGAAAAUUCACAGAAAACAAUCUGAACUGAGCUAAUUCUAGUUUGAUAUUUCUAAAUUCUGCUCCUUGGGACCGACUCUUCAUGAGGUCACCCAUUCCUAGCCCGAACACACCUGAUCCAGCUCAGGAAAGGCUUUUAUAAUCAGUUACUUAGUUAGAUUAAGUUUUAAGUCUGGGAAUAGUUGAACAUGCAGGACAGGAUUCCAUAACACUGGUUUGGAACCACCACCUGAGAAUUCUAAACCAGGAGAUUUUUAUCUAUUUGACUGAACGAAUAGACCGGAUCUGUGUCCAGUAGUGCGUAGGGGACAGUAGGGCACAAACUAACACUGGGUAAAAUGUAACAUGGAUAUUUUAUGCAGUUUCCAGUAGAACAUACUUCUGCUUAUGUUAUUUUACUCCCUUAGAAUAAUCAUCUGCCAAUUUUGACAGUGACCACAGAAUUCAUAUCAAUAUUAUUUGCUGUAUACAACAAAGUUUUGAAGCACGUAAACGACUCACAGUGAGAGCUAACCAGGAUAAAGAAAAGCCUCCACAUGGCGGAGUUAGUUUUAACAUAAUAUUACAACUAAGCCACCCCAAAGUUAGCAAUGAGAGAAGUCCAUACCCACUUAAAUUUACACACUUCAUGCUUUGGAAAUUUUUGUGCACAGGUUAAUUAAAAACACACUACAGAUGUCAUGUAAAUGAAAAUAUAUUUAUAUUUGCUUAUUCAUACUUACAUUUGCUGUUCUACUGGUCAAAAUCAAAAAUAAAUUCACGUUCGCCUCUUUUUA
Messenger RNA from Pygocentrus nattereri (red-bellied piranha), 2440 nucleotides. It is a transcript of the gene kcnj15, whose product is annotated as potassium inwardly rectifying channel subfamily J member 15. The record is from RefSeq and is a predicted model, not a curated record. Gene Ontology annotation, biological process: potassium ion import across plasma membrane; regulation of monoatomic ion transmembrane transport. The transcript is spliced from 2 exons. The coding region runs from base 589 to 1605 and encodes 338 amino acids. NCBI's taxonomy places the organism in Eukaryota, Metazoa, Chordata, Actinopteri, Characiformes, Serrasalmidae. Gene Ontology annotation, molecular function: inward rectifier potassium channel activity. Gene Ontology annotation, cellular component: plasma membrane.